Messenger RNA from Populus trichocarpa (black cottonwood), 951 nucleotides. Its product is annotated as peroxiredoxin Q, chloroplastic. Gene Ontology annotation, biological process: cell redox homeostasis; cellular response to oxidative stress. The coding region runs from base 84 to 728 and encodes 214 amino acids. The record is from RefSeq and is a predicted model, not a curated record. The transcript is spliced from 4 exons. Gene Ontology annotation, cellular component: chloroplast thylakoid membrane; cytoplasm. Lineage: Eukaryota; Viridiplantae; Streptophyta; Magnoliopsida; Malpighiales; Salicaceae. Gene Ontology annotation, molecular function: thioredoxin peroxidase activity.
ACAACUGAACAAAUGUAAGAUAACUGUAAGAAAAAGUUCUUAAGAACAUUGUUUGUUAUUGCUGUUUCCUUAUCCUGGUAGAAAUGGUUUCUAUUUCUCUGCCUAACCACUCUCUACCCUCUCUACUUCCCACUCACAAACCCAAAAACCUAUCUUCUCAAAACCUCCCAAUUCUGUCCAAGUCAUCACGGUCACAGUUCUAUGGCCUCAAGUUUUCCCAUUCUAGUUCUCUGUCAAUCCCAUCUUCUUCUAGUUCAGUGAAGACUACCAUUUUUGCCAAGGUAAACAAAGGAGAGGUGCCACCGUCCUUCACAUUGAAAGAUCAGGAUGGAAAGACGGUGUCCCUCUCCAAAUUCAAAGGGAAGCCUGUGGUUGUCUACUUUUACCCGGCUGAUGAAAGCCCUAGCUGCACGAAACAGGCUUGUGCUUUCAGGGAUUCUUAUGAGAAGUUCAAGAAAGCAGGGGCUGAGGUUGUUGGAAUUAGUGGUGAUGAUCCAUCAUCGCACAAGGCAUUCGCCAAAAACAACAGACUUCCAUUUACAUUGCUGAGCGACGAAGGCAACAAGAUAAGGAAAGAGUGGGGAGUGCCAGCAGACCUGUUCGGAGCAUUACCUGGGAGACAGACAUAUGUUCUAGACAAGAACGGGAUGGUCCAGCUGAUCUACAACAAUCAGUUCCAACCUGAAAAGCAUAUUGAUGAAACCCUGAAACUACUUCAAAGCCUUUGAACCAUCCAUUCCAUGUUGUCUGGCUCUUCUUUCACCUUUCCCCCAGCUAAUCUGUUUCUUGAUGGUUCGAAAUUCUUGUAGUAGCCAGUCCCUCGCUAUUACAAGCUAUCUCAGUUUCAUGUAAUAGAGAUGCUGUUCUUUCCUUCUCUUUUUAUUUAAAUAAUUGCUGAAAAAGCCGAUUGUCAUAGCAUACUGGAAAUAUAUAUAUAGGUUCAAUUGUUGA